This is a messenger RNA of Magnolia sinica, 582 nucleotides long. RefSeq lists its product as uncharacterized. The record is from RefSeq and is a predicted model, not a curated record. Lineage: Eukaryota; Viridiplantae; Streptophyta; Magnoliopsida; Magnoliales; Magnoliaceae. The transcript is spliced from 6 exons. The coding region runs from base 1 to 582 and encodes 193 amino acids. Gene Ontology annotation, biological process: regulation of DNA replication; translesion synthesis; mismatch repair. Gene Ontology annotation, cellular component: PCNA complex. Gene Ontology annotation, molecular function: DNA polymerase processivity factor activity; DNA binding.
AUGGCGCCCAUUGUAUCAAUAAUCUUGAUUGCUAUAAAUGGGCCCACUAUAUGGGAUGCUGAAACAAGUCAAGAUAAAAUUGCUAAUUUUGAGAUGAAGCUCAUGGACAUUGACAAUGAGCAUCUUGGAAUUCCAGAAGCAGAGUAUCAUGCCAUUGUAAAUAUGCCAUCAGGUGGUCAUGGAAAACAAUGCUUGAUGGCCAUAAAAACCAUGGUGAAGUUGGAUAAAGCACUGGUAGAACCAGGCAGUGGCCAGCACAACCGUCGGCAAAAGAUACAGGCUGCCAGUAAAACCUUUAGUGACCAAGCUUUUCCCGGCAGUUUUCUGACUGCAGUCGCAUUCUCCACCUCUCCUUCUGUCACAUCUAUAGGGAAGGUAACUCAGUUGCGGAUGCCCUGGCUAGAAUGGCUUCGGAAGGGUGCCCCAACCACUUCUACACGGCCCGUGAUGACCUCCCGUGUAGAAUUAGGGGCUCUUUGGUCCUUGACAAUGCGGGGAUUGGUAUCAUCAAAACUACCUCCCCCUCCCCUGUGGAUAUGUAGCGUGUGGGCAUUCGGUUUUGUUUUGGUUUUGGGUAUAUGA